Vitis vinifera (wine grape) is the source of this 3544-nucleotide messenger RNA. RefSeq lists its product as uncharacterized. Gene Ontology annotation, biological process: meristem maintenance; meristem development. Lineage: Eukaryota; Viridiplantae; Streptophyta; Magnoliopsida; Vitales; Vitaceae. The transcript has a single exon. The record is from RefSeq and is a predicted model, not a curated record. The coding region runs from base 1415 to 3307 and encodes 630 amino acids.
UCUUCAUACCCAACUGAUUUGGGUCUCAUUUUCAUCUAUGAUCUCAUUUUGACCUUGCUGUUGAUAUUGUGGAUGUGGGUUUCGAUUUAUUUCCCUUCUUUUUGCAUCCCUAUGAAGAAUGACUGAAAGUAGUGGCCUGACAUCUGUUGAUGAAUAACACUCAGUUCUGAGGGAUGCGAUAUGCUUUGAUUUCGUGUGAUUUGGUUAGGAUAUGAUGUGUUUUUUGUUCCCAACUAUUUGUUGUCCUUUGUUUUCAACUGGGUUCAAGAGUAGAAUUCCUGAAAAGCAAUUUUUUUCUUUUGGGCAGCCCUGUGAUGAAUUCUAUUCAAAGUAAAAGUAGUACCUUAAACAACAUUGUGGAUGAUAGGGUCUGAGGGAAACCUUUUUGUUUCUUUUUUUAAAGAUUUGACUGGUUUUUUUCAAGGGAAUUUGGGGGAUUUUGUUUUGCCAUGCCUAUGAAGAUUUUUAUGUAAAAUAAGAGUAGUGGGCUGGUGCUUGGUCUAUGCAAAAAUGAAGUGUAAUAGCUUUUAUCUGUCAGGGUGCCCUGCAACUACUUCCCAAUGGGCUGAGAGACACUAUGUAAAAAAGAGAAAUCAAAAUCCUGACCUUAUAAGUAAAUUAAUCAUGGUAAUGAACAAGAAGUAAAAGGGAUGAUUUGAAGCUCCAAACUUCACUUGAAUUUCCUUACAAGACCAAGGAACAGAUACUUCAAAUUUAAAGCUAAGAUGAUGAUGAGCCAAUUAUGGGAUUUUUCUUCAGCCACUUGUGGGAUUAUCAAUGAAUUUACAGGAAAUGGGUCUGGUUUACCUGUGACCUACCUCUUUACCAAUCUAGUUAAUUAAAUCAACUCAGUAGAGUUUGAAAUUCAAAUGGAAUGUUCAUGGAAAUAACAUAGGUGCAAGAAAGAAAUACCCUCCUAAAGUUGGUGCUUAGGCACAGAAAACAAUACUAUUUAUGUUCCCCCAACUAACCCCUCCUAAUUCUUAGUGUCUCAGGGCCUAAAAGGCCUAAAAAUUGAAGCAACUUUAUGUUUCAUGCAAUCCCAGGCGGCAGUGACAGGAAGAUAGAAAUGGUAUUGCUAUGGGCUUUAGUGCUGUGUACCUGUCCUGAGACUUAAAGGCUUGCCAGGCCUUUACAGGUGGAGACACCACAGUUUAUGCAGAAAACACCCCAAACUGGUAUAUUACUCCUUUUUGAUGAUUUGGAUGGGACAGUGUCAGAGACACAAUACUGGCGUUUCGUCUUCUUAUGCUUUGCAGAUAUGAGAGAGAAACCCAGUACAGAUAGAGCCUUUAUGAUUCUUUGGACAUGAUAUAAAUUGUGAAUGGGUUUUGACCCCUUCCCCAAGUUAGGUCUAUCUCUGUUUAUGUGUAAGAGGUUGAUGGGCCCUUGAACCAGAGAGACCUGUGAGAAAAUGGCAGGAGAACAACCAGAGACCAUUGUGGAGGAAAGAGAAGAAUUCAUGGUCCCACUCACUACUGAUCCAAACCCAACUCUCAGAACUGCCCAUUUCCUCAAACCUUCUCUGGCUUCCAUCAACCAACAGCCUCUCUUCAAACCUCCUUCUCUUUCCUCUCCACUGACUGAUUUUGAACCUGGUGAAUGGCCGUUGAAGCUGGUUUUCACUGGGUGGAUAGACCCACAAAAGAAUUGGAAAACUUGGGUUGAUCAAAUGCAUCCUCAACACCAAUCUACAUGGAGGAAAGCUGGAAUUAAUGAAGCAAUCAUGUGUUCUACUUACAAAACCCGAAGAAACCAUGAUCUGUUUUGGGGCCUUGCAGAGAGGUGGUGUCCUUCCACCAACUCAUUCAUCUUUCCUUGGGGUGAAACUACAAUCACACUGGAGGAUAUCAUAGUUUUGGGGGGUUUCUCUGUUAUAGGUGAGCCUGUUUCCAAGCCUCUCGAAACAACUGAGUUGAUGAAACUUGAAGAAAACCUAUUGAAAUUGCUAACACAGUUAAAGAAAACCUUGAAGUCCUGCCACCAGGAAUGGAUGAAGCGAUUCAUGGGUAAGGGCAGUGAAUUGGAGCACAUAGCCUUUCUUUUCCUGUGGUUAUCAAGGUAUGUCUUCGGCCAAAAGUUUCCAAAUACUAUUGGUGGGAAUCUACUGUCUGUGGCAAUCCAUCUAGCUCGUGGCACCCGACUUGCGCUUGGGCCUGCAGUUCUUGCUAGCAUUUACAGAGACUUGAGUUUGUUGAAGGAAACAAUUAUAGCUUCAACAGAAUUACGGAUGGAUGGAAGUGAUGGUGAUAUUUUAUCACUCACUCUCCAGGCUCCUCUUCGCCUGGUUCAGGUUUGGGCUUGGGAGAGGUUUCCUGGGCUGCGGCCAGAGCCUAAUGCCAUGAAUCAUGGUGAGCCAAGAAUAGCCCGGUGGCAUGGAUUGAAAAGGUUGAAAAUUGAGAAUGUGAGGAUGGUUUUAGACUCUGCUCAAGACUGUUUUCAAUGGCGGCCUUAUGCCACCACAGUGAGCAAUUGGUCUUUCCCCAAGUUUUACAUUGAAAAAGAAGAGUGGAUGGUGGUUGAUUCUUAUUUGGAUCAAGAAUUGCAAUCAUUUGCUCAAUGCCUAAGGGUCUGUGAGCUGGUUGGAAUAGACUGUAUAGAACUGUAUCUCCCUCAUCGCGUAGCAAUGCAAUUUGGAAUUGAUCAAGAUCUUCCAUGUACUGUCACUAAAUCCCAUGAGAGUCCUGAAACUGCCUGGAGUAACUACGGUAAGCCGAUUUGGAAUGCGAAGUUGUAUGUUCCAUCUCGACUCUUUGAGGGCGAUGUUACCACCCAAUACUUGUCAUGGUGGAAGCAGUCCACUUGGCCUUCACAAGCUGCCUUUACGGGUGUCAUAAGGCAGCCAAGAAGUUUGCGGAGAAGUAGAAGAUCUCUAUGGGGUUCAACAGUUAAGAAAGAGGUUGAUGAUAAUGCUGAGGUUCCUCCUGGUUUUCUUCAUAAAUACAAUAUGGUGUACCCCAGGACUUCUGAAAGCUAUCUCAGGAGUUCAAAAGGAAAGAAAGGAGAUAAUGAUGGCGAUGUUCCUCCUGGUUUUGGCCACAGAAGCAACCUGAUACAUCAGAUAGAAAAAACUAUGCAGAAUGAAGCUGUGCCCAGAGGUUCAGAGGGAGCUGCUGAAGCUGCUAAUGAGAGUGAUGUUUAUAAUACUCCAAAAAUGAAUGAUAAUGAAGGACAGAACAGAAGCUACAAAGCAGUUGAGAUUCCUGGACUGGAACUUGAAGCUCGUAUUAGCAGGCUUGAAAGAGUGAUUGCUGAGCUGAAAGCAGAAAGAUUGGCUGCACGUUUGACUAGCAUCACAAAGCAAUAGUUAACAUGGUUACAGAUGAUAAUCAUGUACAGAUCUUGGUAGGUUUCCUGUAUUCAACAGAAAAUAUUAGUGUUCAACAUGAUAGUAGGGGAAAAAUAUUCAAUAGCAACAAAACCAUCCCGAUUUCUGCUUUUACAACUGUGGCUAGAUUUUACCAGAAGAAGCUUUGAAUUGUAUUGUGAGAUUGACUGUCAUUCAGCCUCUUCUUUAAUCAUUUCUUAUGAUCUUAAGUUACAU